CACCCUCACCAAAAAAAGCGCGUCGCAUACUUAAAAACAGCACCCUAAUUCUUUUUAAAGUCAAUAAACACAGACUCGCUUCAACAAUCGAAUAGAGAUUAAUCUGUGGAUCACUCUACACCUUUGAGUGCUACUUCACCAAUCUCUCCUAACUUUUCCCCUCUUCAUAUCCCCCAAACCCCCCACGCAGAUUAAUAUCCAGCAUUGCAUUUGGGUUGGGAGAUUUGAAGCACGACAGCAGGAUACAUAUUCAUCUUCAAUUCAAUUCAAUUCAAUUUGUGCGUAAGAGAUAGACAGAGGAUGGCUUUGACUUUGAGAAAACCUGGUUUGAUUGCUUUGUUUGAUGUUGAUGGCACUCUUACUGCUGCACGCAAGGGGAUUACUCCAAAUAUGUUGAAAUUCAUGCAGGAUUUGCGCAAGGUUGUUACUGUUGGGAUUGUUGGAGGAUCUGACCUCGUUAAGAUAUCAGAACAGCUAGGGUCAACAGUAAUUAAUGACUAUGAUUAUGUGUUUGCUGAGAAUGGGCUUGUGGCCUACAAGGAAGGAAAGCUACUUGGAAAACAGAGCUUGAAGACUCAUCUAGGGGAUGACAAUAUCAAGGAGUUUGUCAAUUUUACCCUUCAUUACAUUGCUGAUUUAGAUAUCCCGAUAAAGAGGGGAACUUUUAUUGAGUUUCGAAGUGGGAUGAUCAAUGUUUCACCAAUCGGCCGAAACUGCAGUCAAGAAGAACGUGAUGAAUUUGAGAAGUAUGAUAAGGUUCAUAAUAUACGUGAAAAAAUGGUGGAAAUUCUUCGAGAGAAGUUUGCUCAUCUUAACUUAACCUUUUCAAUUGGUGGCCAAAUUAGCUUUGAUGCUUUCCCUCAAGGUUGGGACAAAACUUAUUGCUUGAAAUACUUGGAUGAAUUUGAAGAGAUUCACUUCUUUGGAGAUAAGACUUACAAGGGGGGAAAUGAUCAUGAGAUUUAUGAAUCUGCACGAACUCUUGGUCACACAGUUUCGAGCCCUGAUGAUACCGUGAAACAAUGUACUAGCCUAUUUCUCAACAACUAAGUUUGAGUGAAGGGGACAAACAUGUAAUUUUGGUUUUUGUGAAACUGUUUUAGGAAGCCAAGUCCUAAUAUGUUGUAAUCUUUUUGCUUCAUAGAGAUCGUCUACAUUUUAUAUAUUUGGUUUUCGUAAUUAUAUAUGAAAUUUAAAAUAUGAUGAAUGCAUUUGGUAUUAAAGAGA
Lactuca sativa (garden lettuce) is the source of this 1227-nucleotide messenger RNA. It is a transcript of the gene PMM, whose product is annotated as phosphomannomutase. Gene Ontology annotation, cellular component: cytosol. Gene Ontology annotation, biological process: GDP-mannose biosynthetic process; mannose metabolic process; protein N-linked glycosylation. The record is from RefSeq and is a predicted model, not a curated record. NCBI's taxonomy places the organism in Eukaryota, Viridiplantae, Streptophyta, Magnoliopsida, Asterales, Asteraceae. Gene Ontology annotation, molecular function: phosphomannomutase activity.